Cyphellophora attinorum is the source of this 1347-nucleotide messenger RNA. RefSeq names its product AP-2 complex subunit mu. The record is from RefSeq and is a predicted model, not a curated record. Gene Ontology annotation, cellular component: cytoplasmic vesicle; AP-2 adaptor complex. The coding region runs from base 1 to 1347 and encodes 448 amino acids. Gene Ontology annotation, biological process: intracellular protein transport; clathrin-dependent endocytosis. NCBI's taxonomy places the organism in Eukaryota, Fungi, Ascomycota, Eurotiomycetes, Chaetothyriales, Cyphellophoraceae. Gene Ontology annotation, molecular function: clathrin-cargo adaptor activity. The transcript is spliced from 2 exons.
AUGCUCAGCGGGAUACUGCUCUUCAAUCAGAAGGGCGAGAACCUGAUAUUUCGAGCGUUUCGACCAGACUGCCGCCCAAGACUCGCAGACAUCUUCCGGAUACAGGUCAUCUCCAAUGCCCAAGUGCGGUCCCCUAUACUCACCCUUGGCUCGACUACAUUCAGCCAUGUCAAGCAUGAGAACAUCUACAUCACAGCGGUGACGAAGAGCAACGCCAAUGCGGCCAUUGUCUUUGAGUUCCUGUAUCGCUUCAUCAGUCUUGGGAAGGGCUACUUCAGCAAAUUUGACGAAGAUGCCGUGAAGAAUAACUUUGUGCUCAUCUAUGAGUUGCUUGAUGAGAUCCUGGACUUUGGCUACCCACAGAACACUGAUGUCGACGUGCUGAAGAUGUACAUCACGCCCGACAACCUCUCGUCCGCCAUCCGCUCCGUCUCUGCCCCGUCCAGCGACACCUCUCGGAUCACCAUGCAAGCAACCGGCGCGCAAUCCUGGCGACGUGGCGACAUCAAGUACCGCAAGAACGAGGCGUUUGUCGAUGUGAUCGAAGACGUCAACCUGCUCAUGUCUGCUACAGGGACAGUCCUUCGUGCCGAUGUCACUGGGCAGAUCGUGAUGCGUGCUUACUUGACCGGCACGCCCGAAUGCAAGUUCGGCCUCAACGACCAGCUGCUCGUCGGCAGCAUUACGCAAAACGGGAAUGCGCUCGACUCCGGCCCUGUCGGCAAUGCAGACGGCAAGCGAAAAGCAACUCGCGCGGCUGCCGGUUCAGUCACGCUCGAGGACUGCCAGUUCCAUCAAUGCGUACAACUCAGCAAGUUCGAUUCAGAUCGCACCAUCAGCUUUGUGCCACCGGACGGAGAGUUCGAGCUCAUGCGCUAUAGAGCCACAGAGAAUGUCAAUCUUCCCUUCAAAGUCCACGCCAUCGUGAAAGAAGUCGGCACCACCAAAGUCGAGUACUCCGUUGCGGUAAAGGCCAACUACGGCAGCAAACUCUUCGCCACCAACGUCGUCAUCCGCAUUCCCACACCCCUGAACACAGCCAAGAUCAGCGAGCGGACUACGCAAGGCAAAGCAAAAUACGAGCCCGAGUCGAAUUGCAUUGUCUGGAAGAUCGCCCGCUUUGUGGGCGGGAGUGAGUUCGUGUUGAGUGCGGAGGCACAAUUGACCAGCAUGACAAACCAGAAGGCGUGGAGUCGGCCGCCGCUGAGCAUGAAUUUCAGCUUGCUGAUGUUCACGAGUUCGGGGCUGCUGGUGAGGUACUUGAAGGUGUUUGAGAAGGGAAAUUAUAGCAGUGUCAAGUGGGUGAGGUACAUGACGAGGGCAGGAAGUUAUGAGAUACGGUUCUGA